This is a messenger RNA of Hypoxylon trugodes, 1257 nucleotides long. Its product is annotated as putative hexose carrier protein. The record is from RefSeq and is a predicted model, not a curated record. NCBI's taxonomy places the organism in Eukaryota, Fungi, Ascomycota, Sordariomycetes, Xylariales, Hypoxylaceae. Gene Ontology annotation, biological process: carbohydrate transport; transmembrane transport. Gene Ontology annotation, molecular function: carbohydrate:proton symporter activity. The transcript has 7 exons. Gene Ontology annotation, cellular component: membrane. The coding region runs from base 1 to 1257 and encodes 418 amino acids.
AUGUUACAACGGACGUUUACCGGAACAUGGCUACCGGCAUGGGUGCCGGAGUCGACAGUUGCUCUCGCCUUUCUAUUGAUGUUCUGUUCCACCGUUCAAUCGGCGACUGGUGGAUAUGAUGGUUCUAUGUUGAACGGACUGAACAUUCUACCAUCAUAUACGGACUACUUCGAGUUGACCCCGGCGACAACAGGUCUAAACACAGCUUCUGUUUUUAUUGGAUCUACCUUCGGAAAUCUUGCCGCUGGAAUUCUAACUGACAGACUCGGGCGACGUCCGGCGAUUUUUUGGGCAUCUGUCGUCACUCUUAUUGGCAUUAUAAUCCAGACAGCGGCGCAGAACAUUGCUAUGUUCGUUGUCGGUCGCAUUAUCCUAGGCCUUGGAAAUGCUGUUUCGGGUGUCUCAUCCGGCGUGUACUUAUCCGAAGCCUUUCCAAACCGGUGGCGUGCGUGGGGCGUCGGGUUACUGAACGAUUUUUAUUACAUUGGCGCCCUGAUUGCAGCUGGAAUAACCCUUGGAACUGGACAAUGGCAAUCAACAUGGGCGUGGCGGCUCCCUUCAUUGAUUCAAGGAAUCUUCUCCUUACUCUGUAUCGUCAUCCUACCCUUUGUACCCGAAUCGCCGAGAUGGCUACUACAUGAAGGACAUUUUGAGGAUGCACGGAAGUCGGUAGCGCAACUGAACUCAGACGGCAACCUAGUAGACCCUGUGUCCAUUGCCAUCUACAAGGAGAUUCUUGACGCCCUAGAAUGGGAAAAGAAAGAAGGCAGGACAAUGAGCCCUAAGGAAAUCUUCAAGACUCCAACCGCGAGGAAGCGACUACUCAUUGGAAUGUCCGCAGGGCCAUUUUCAUGCAUCGCCGGCAACAUUAUCGCUUCGUACUACCUCAGCGCUGAACUUACGACGGCGGGAAUUUCAGAUUCAACCGACCAAUUGAAAGCUAAUGUCGUCUUGAAUGUAUGGUGCCUUGCAUGCGCUCUUACUGGAACUCACCUCGUGGCAAAUUGGGGCCGCAAACCAACCGCUCUCACCUCGCAAACCCUACUAAUCAUAUGUCUGUUUAUCAUCGGAGGUCUCUCUAAGAUGUAUGCAGAUAACCCAGAUGGCGCUUCGAAGAGUUUAGUAUAUGGAGAUGUCGCAGUCAUGUUUCUGUUCCAAGGAUUCUACUCAAUCGCCUGGACCCCUCUACUUUACCUCUACCCGCCAGAAAUAUUUUCGGCUUUAUUCGGUCACUCGAGUCUAAACGGAGGUUCCUAA